Bactrocera tryoni is the source of this 814-nucleotide messenger RNA. Its product is annotated as myosin-3-like. The transcript has 3 exons. NCBI's taxonomy places the organism in Eukaryota, Metazoa, Arthropoda, Insecta, Diptera, Tephritidae. The annotation marks the transcript as partial. The record is from RefSeq and is a predicted model, not a curated record.
CACGAGCCACGAUUCUACAUUUUUAACUGGCUGUGCUUUAAAAGAGAUGAAGCAUGGAAGCAUAUCGAAUAUGAUUUCAAUUCACAGUGUCCAUCUGGCUGCCGUCGUAGUGCAAAAAUAUUGAAGAAAAAGUAUCUCAAUCUGAAAAGAGAGGUAAAAAAGCGAGUUGCAGAGGAUAAAAGAUCUCUUUAUUUAACUGGAGGAGGACCACCAUCAAAGAAAUUGUUAACUGAGCUUGAUGAAAAGCUUUUGACAGUGUUGCAUGAGAAGCAAGUUAGUGGCAUGCAGAGUGUCUAUGACAAUGAUGUAAUUGCCGUAAAUAUUGAUGAGUCCGUGAUAUUGGAGGAAAAUACAUUAGAAAGCAUAGUGGAUUUCGAAAACACGACUGAAGAGGAAAAUUAUAAAGGAAUAAAUGAAUCCGACAACGUUACAUUAAACGUUGAAUCAAACGAGCUUUGGAACAAAUAUGAUCCCAGCAAGUUGAAAACAGCAAAAAAUUCAAAACUAAAAUUUGAAGAAAACCCACAAAGAUCUGCGAAAAAUGCUUGGGCAAAGUUAGAAGAUAUGAAAGCAAAAUGGACGGACGAAAAAUAUGAAGCGGAAAUAAAAAUAAUAUAUGCGAAGCACGAACAAAGAAUGAAGCUAUUAGAAGAAAGUAACAACCUAUCAACGAAUUUGAUGAAAGAAAAACAUGAUUUGGAAAUGAAAAUUUUAGCAGUAGAUUUGGAAAGAAAGAAAAAGGAGCUGGAAGGGUGAAAUAAAAAAUACAUAUGUAUAUGUAAAAUUAUAAACGUAUUUAUUAAACUACAAUAAA